UAUAUUCCGUUCCAGAAAGUCGUAUCUGGCGCUUAUCCUUGCACACUUUUGCACCAGGAAAAAAAUAAAUAACAAGGGAGCCGAGACCCGUUGAAAGCUCAAACCCUCCUCCUCACUUCCACGCCUCUCCUUCCUUUCCACACUUAGCUUCCCACUGCCCAUGUCUUCUGGAGGAGGAGGAGGGGGCGGAAGCGGAGAUCAUCAUGGCCAUGGCCUCUACCACCACGGCCACGGCCACCUCGCCCGCGCCGAUGGCAUCGAGUACGUGUUCAACAACAACGACAUGGAAAGCUUCUUCUUCAAUCAGCCAGCGGCGGCGAGCGUCGGUGGAGGUAUCAGAACAGGCGCCGACGAGCUCAUGCCACCGUAUUCCAGCAUCACAGACUACCUGCAGGGGUUCCUGGACCCCUCCGGGCUAGCUCGGUACCUCGACGUGCCGUGCCCGGCGGAGGAUGCGCCGGUCAAGAACGAGCUUUCUGUUGAUGUGAGCCACGACAGUCAUGGCACCAGCGGCGCUGCCGGAGAUGCUGCUGCGCUGCUCGCACCGAACUCGUCGGUGUCUCUCUCGUCCAGCGACCGGGAGGGAGAUGGCCAUCCUCGACGACGGUGCAAGAAGAGUGCCAGGGCGAAGACGGAGGAGGAGGUGGCGGCGGAGGAGGAUGAGAAAGAUCAGGAAGAUGGGGAGAAUUCCAUGAAAGCGAAUAAACCCAAGAAGAAAGCUGAGCAGAGGCAGCGGCAGCCCCGCGUCGCCUUCCUCACCAAGAGUGAAGUCGAUCACCUUGAGGACGGUUACCGGUGGCGCAAAUACGGCCAGAAGGCGGUCAAGAACAGCCCUUAUCCAAGGAGCUACUAUCGGUGCACGACGCCGAAGUGCGGCGUGAAGAAGCGCGUGGAGCGGUCGUACCAGGACCCGUCGACGGUGAUCACGACGUACGAGGGGCAGCACACGCACCACAGCCCCGCCACCCUGCGCGCCGGCGGCGCGCACCUCUUCAUGCACAACGCGCACGCGCCGCCGCCGCACCUCAUGCCGUCGGCCGGCUUCCGCCAGGACCUGAUGAGCAUGAUGCACUUCAUCCCCAUGGGCGCUAACCCUAACAUGUACCUGCCAAAUAUGCCUCCUCCUCCAAUGGCGCCAACACCUCCGGCUCCUCCUCUUCAGCAGCACCACUUCACUGACUACGCUCUCCUGCAAGACCUUUUCCCUUCCACAAUGCCCAACAACCCAUGACUAACUGCUACAUACAAUUAGCUAGACUAGACCUACACGAUCGAUGCUUUUGAAAUACUCGAGUUGCGCCGGCCGGCCAAAUGUGAUCACCUGACCCGGUACUUGAGCUUGGUCUUCCAUGGUGAAAGUAUUGGUAUUAUAUUCAAUUAAUCUGCUGCAAGCUUUCAUCUUAAACUUAUGCUUGCAUUUCUCCCUCUUCUAUUUGUCAACUUCCGCCGCGAGAUUGGAGUACUUUAUGACUAUAACUAGAACGGCAACUUAAUUUAUGUAAACCUCUAGACUUCUUGUACAUGUACUAGUACUAGUGUAUAUCAUGUGUACCUCAUUGACUCAUUUGUGAGAAAGAGGAUUUCAUUUUCCCUAUUUCCCGUGUGAAAUUAAAGAAGAUGCCAUCUCCACUUCUGCUA
This is a messenger RNA of Phragmites australis (common reed), 1638 nucleotides long. Its product is annotated as WRKY transcription factor 71-like. Gene Ontology annotation, biological process: regulation of DNA-templated transcription. Bases 161 to 1231 code for a protein of 356 amino acids. Lineage: Eukaryota; Viridiplantae; Streptophyta; Magnoliopsida; Poales; Poaceae. The record is from RefSeq and is a predicted model, not a curated record. The transcript has 3 exons. Gene Ontology annotation, molecular function: DNA-binding transcription factor activity; sequence-specific DNA binding.